This is a messenger RNA of Theobroma cacao (cacao), 4257 nucleotides long. NCBI's taxonomy places the organism in Eukaryota, Viridiplantae, Streptophyta, Magnoliopsida, Malvales, Malvaceae. The record is from RefSeq and is a predicted model, not a curated record.
AAAGAAAAAAAAUAAGCCCUUUAAACACAAAAGCGCACCUCUUUUCAUCUUUCUUCAAAAUCACAUGUUCUUCCAGAUUUACCCCAAAACGACCCCUAUCUUCCUUCUUCAAACCCCCAAAAAUCUCUCCCCCUGGCCUCCCUUGUAAUUUCCCUCAUUUUCGAUCCCAUUCUCCCAACCGCCCCCGCUUCCACUCCUCUGAUCUAUUCUCUCCGUCCAUCGUUUCUUCUCCUUCCCCGUUAGGGUUUCCACCGCCUUCACUCCUAUUCUAGGCAAUUAGGGUUUCCGGUAUCAUUUUCAUGUCCGUUUCGAGAAUCGAUGAUAGUUUUCUUCUUUGAAGAUUCGAGAUUAGGGUUUCUUUAUAUUGUAUGUUGAUUUUAGAUUAGGGUUUCAUUUUUUAUUCGGAGACUUUUUUGUUUUAUUUUAUUUUACUUUCAUUUUCCGGUCAGGGUUUUUUUUGAGUUCUCAUAGUUGGCGUCGGUGAUGCCGCGAAGUUCAAGGCACAAAUCAAGCAAGCAUAGUUCUAGGGAUGCUAGGGACUACUCAGAUUCGGAGAAAGAUUCGGGCUUAAAGGAGAAGGAAAAGAAGACUAAGGAGGAGAGCGGUGGUAGGGUUUCCAAGGAGUCGGGAUCUUGUGAGAAGAGAAAGCUUGACACGAAGGAGACCAGUAAAGACCUCUGGAGUUCGGGGAACGGCGAGUAUGUGGAGGAGUACGGUUCCUUAAAGCGGCGCAAGGAUAAGGCAGAUGAUGGAGUCAGCGACAGGUGGAAUGGCGGUGAGGAUGAUGGUAGAGGAGAGAAGAAGUCGAAAGCUUCUAGCGAAUCAAAGAGUAAGAGACGAGAGGAGGUGGAAGGAGAUGAUGCAAAAAAGAGUAAGAGUGAGGGGAAGCAUCGAGAGUCCAGUAGAAAGGAGGAAAGGGAGAGAGAGAAGAAAGGUAAAGAAAGCAAGGGUGAUAGGUUGAUUGAGAGUGAAGAACAUCGAACUGUAAAACAAUCUGCUGAGAAAACUGAGUUGGAUGUACCGGAUCGUUUGCUAAGUCCUGAAUCUGAGAGCCAGCUUGAGAGACGACUUAGGAAAAGGAGAGAUGAUUCUGGUGAUGGGGAUAAGCAUCAGGAAGAUAGUGGAGACAUUCUAGAUAGACAAGUAUCAUUAAGGAAUGAAACUGGCAAGGAUGGAAGAACAAAAGAUGAGAAGCACAAGGAUGAGAGAUACAGAGACAAGUAUCGAGAAGACACGGACCGCGAUGACAAGUACCGAGAUGAUAAAUUGAGAGAUGAGCGACCAGCUAGAGAUCAUACUAAUAGUAAGUUUAGUGAGAAGCAUGCAAGGGAUGAAAAAGAUGCUGUGGAAGUUCGCCAGAAGAAGUCCAAGGUUCAAGAUGGUGAUCGUGAGCGUGAUCAUGACCAUGAUAGAGAGCGUGAUCGUGAUAGGGAGCGUGAACGCGAUAGGGACCGUGAUCGUGAUCGAGAUCGAGAACGGGAUCGUGACUUGGAUUUGGGACAUGAUCGAGAGCGUGAACGUUAUCGUGAUCGUGACCAUUAUAGAGAACGUGGCCGCAAUCGUGAUCAUGACCGUGACCGUGAUCAUGAUCGUGAGUGGGAUCAGGACCGAGAUCAUGAUCGUGAUCGAGAACGUGAACGUCGUGACAGUGAUCGGGACAAGGAUAGAGACCGAGAUCGUGACCGUGGUCGAGAUGUUGAUCAUGACCACAAUGGGUUACAUCUUGAUGAACGGAGUGGUAGAUACAAAGAUAGCAGGGGAAGGAAGAGAUCUCCUGAUGAUCGAGAUGAUGGCAUUGAUACUAAAUCUAGAGGUAUCAAAGCACACUAUUCUGACAUUGAAAACAAAUCAUUGACUAGUGGCAGAGUUGAGUUUGAUGCUGAUAGGGGAAGGUCACAGUCACGCCAAGCUAAUGUAGAUUCUACUGUGGGCAGCAACAAAAGGAGGACUUCUCCCAGCCCGAGUUCCCAUGUUAGCACUGAUGAGUAUAGACAUUUGAAACAGGAAGAUUCAAAGUAUAGAGACUCAAUGACAGAGCAGAGGUCCAGAGCAGCUUCAUCGAGAGAGGUAACUAGUUUUUCUGGGGCAUCUGAGAGAGGCGCUAAGUACAGAUCCAUGGAGAAAUCAAGUAGACUGGAUGAGGGCCAUUCUGGGGAGUUGCCAAUUGAGAGGUCUUCGAGUUCAAAAGCUUCCCCAAUGAAUAUGAUGGAAAGAUCUCCUUCUUCAACAAGUCUUGAGCGUAGAUAUAUGAAUAGAAGUGGUGUUAGGCGGAGCCUUGACAUAGAGGAGGCAGCAUGGAGGAGCAGUGCCUCCAUAGGUGGCAGAGAAUUAUCUUCUGCUGAGGAUAGACUAAGUCGAGACUUACCUCCUGAGAAGCCUCUUUUGGAUGAGUCCUCUCAAGCGGAUUCAGCCUUUUAUAAUAGAGCUGGUCAGGGCAACUCAUCUUUGAUUCCGCAGCCACCUGGUUUCAGAGCUGGAAUUGGCAGCCCGUCUUUCAUGGGUUCUUUGGAAGAAGAUAAUAGAAUUAACAUCAGUGGUCGUUACAAGAGGAGUGGUGAUCUAAAUGUUGGAAGGGGGCAAGCAAAUGCUUGGCGGGGCACCCCAAACUGGCCAUCACCCGUUCCAAAUGGCUUCAUCCCAUUCCAACCUGGGCCACCCCAUGGUGGUUAUCAAGCAAUGAUGCCACAGUUUCCAUCUCCAUCUCUGUUUGGCGUUAGACCUGCAAUGGAAAUUAAUCACUCUGGGAUUCCAUUUCAUAUUCCUGAUGCUGAAAGGUUUUCCAACCAUUUGCGCCCAAUGGGCUGGCAGAAUAUGAUGGAUGGCUCUGGUCCACCCCAUAUGCAUGGUUGGGAUGGAAAUAAUGUUGUUUUUAGGGAUGAAGCACACAUGUAUGGGGGACCUGAGUGGGAUCAGAAUAGGCAUCCAAUGAAUGGUCGGGGAUGGGAUACUAGUUCAGAUGUGUGGAAAGGACAAAAUGGUGAUGCUGACCUGCCCUCAACAUCUCAGAAAGAGGAUCAUCCUGUGCAGGCCCCUCCUGAUGAUGUUUAUGAUGGACAGGAACGUCAGAGGUCUCAACAUGAAAGUAGCCAUAGCGGUGUUCAGGUGAAAAGCCUUGAAAUAAGAUCUGAUGUUGUGUCCCCGGUGAAAGAAUCUUCUAGAUCUUCACCUGAGAUUCCACAUGAGAAGGCACCUGAUUCUUCCAAAAUAUCAAGUGAUAAGGAUGGUGCUCAUUCUUGUCAGGUUUAUUUAUCUAAGCUUGACAUUUCAACUGAACUUGCUGGUUCUGAGUUGUAUGAUCAGUGUAUGAGCUUACUGAAUGCGGAGCGAAGUAAAGAUUUGGUUAAAGAUGUAACAAUGCUUGUGGAUUUGAAGAAUGGUGGACGAGCAGUACAAAAGGCUUCCAUUGCUGUGCUGAGCCCUCCACUCAUUCCUGCAACUAAUGUUUCUGUUUUCCAGAAAGCCAUGGACCUCUACAAGAAGCAGAGGCUACAAAUGGGUGCUAUGCUGAAUGACAAUGGUGGAAUGUUGAAAUUUAUUUCAGCGUCCAAUCAGGAGAAGGAGCAAAGUUCUGAUCAUGUUGUAGAAGAUACAGAGGAGCAAGCUUUGAUUUCUGAUGCAGAAAUGCUGGAUGUGGCAAUGCCGAAUUCAGAUCAGCAGAAGGAAGAAGCUGUUCCAACUGCUGCUCAGGAGAAUAAGGAGCAGCCAGUUUCAAUUCAAAGUGGGGAGCUGCCAGAUCAUAUGGAUAGCCUUUCUCCAGAAAAAUCAGAACUUCCCAACACUGAUUUAGGUCACAGGAGCCCAGAGGUGCUUAAACCAGUUUUGAAUGGCAUUGAGGCAGAAGAGAUGGAGUCUGAAUGGGAAAGUUUAGAAGCUGACAAUGCAUCAGAGGCUGUUGUUUUGUCCACUGAUGUUGAAAAUUCAAAUGAGAUAAAUAAAACUGAAGGUGAUAAUUCUGUCUAUUGUGGCAAGGAAAGACAGGUUUUUGAUGAUGCAAUUAGUGGUUCAUUAUUUUUGUCAGAUGGUUCUCCUAAGGUAUCUGGGGAUUUGAUUCCUGGGUCGAAUGAGUCUGAGUUCGUAAUUUUAAGUCGGAUACAUCAUUCUCCUGAAAGUACACAUUGAGACAAUUUCUAUAUCCAUGUUCUUUAAUGUGCUUUUUGUUAAUUUAUUUUUUUUUUCUUUUUCUGUUUUUGUUGCCUAUCUUAUUAAGGAAAUAAAAUGAGAUAUGCCAUUGGGUUUCCUGGAUUAGGCAUCCUAGCA